Gekko japonicus is the source of this 523-nucleotide messenger RNA. RefSeq names its product double-strand-break repair protein rad21 homolog. The record is from RefSeq and is a predicted model, not a curated record. The annotation marks the transcript as partial. The transcript has 3 exons. NCBI's taxonomy places the organism in Eukaryota, Metazoa, Chordata, Lepidosauria, Squamata, Gekkonidae.
UAAAGAAACCAAGGCGAAGAGGAAGAGGAAGCUGAUUGUAGACAGUGUGAAAGAACUGGACAGCAAGACCAUCAGAGCCCAGCUGAGUGACUACUCUGAUAUAGUUACUACACUGGACUUGGCACCUCCCACCAAGAAGCUAAUGAUGUGGAAGGAGACUGGAGGAGUCGAAAAACUUUUCUCUCUUCCUGCUCAGCCUUUGUGGAACAACCGAUUGUUGAAGCUCUUCACCCGCUGUCUUACACCUCUUGUACCAGAAGACCUCAGAAAGAGGAGGAAAGGUGGAGAGGCUGAUAACUUGGAUGAGUUCCUUAAAGACUUUGAGAACCCUGAAGUGCCCCGUGAGGAGGUGCCUCAGCGUAAUGUGAUCGAUGAGCCCAUCUUGGAAGAACCAAGCCGCCUCCAGGAAUCCAUGAUGGAAGGUAGCAGGACCAACUUGGAUGAAUCAGUCAUGCCACCGCCUCCACCUCAGACAGGCGUAAAGCGAAAGGCUGCACAAGUGGAACCGGAGCCUGUCCUACCU